This is a messenger RNA of Diorhabda sublineata, 4394 nucleotides long. RefSeq lists its product as uncharacterized. Bases 1 to 1179 code for a protein of 392 amino acids. The transcript has a single exon. The record is from RefSeq and is a predicted model, not a curated record. Lineage: Eukaryota; Metazoa; Arthropoda; Insecta; Coleoptera; Chrysomelidae.
AUGGAAAACCUGAACCAGGAUGCAAUUAUUAUACUUUUGGGUGAUUUCAAUAUAGAUCUGGCAAGUAAUCACUUUUAUAGUAUUAAACUUAAUGAUCUAAUCGCAAAGCAUGGUAUCUACCAGCUGAUUGAUAAGUAUACUCGAGUAACAAGGAUAUCAUCCACAAAAAUUGAUCUUCUUCUCACAAACCAAAAGAAUAUUAACUACGAAGUACUAACAACCCCUAAAAUUACCGAUCAUUCAAUUAUUACAGUAGAUCUUAAAAGUAAAUAUAUUGAAAAACGUAAAGAAAAAAGUUAUAGAAACUACAAAUCUAUGGAUGUAAUGGGAUUCCAACUUAAACUUAUGGACAUGGCAUGGCCUCAGUCACAAAACACAAACAAAUUAGCUGAAUGUUUAAUCGAUAAUCUACUAUGUGCACUAAAUCAGUUUGCUCCAGAAAGAACAGUGGUAUAUACGGAAAAAUUUGGAGAUAAGAAGUGGUGGAAUGAAGAGAUAAGUAAUGAAAUUAGACUAAGAGAUCAUCUAUAUCAAAGAGCCAUAGUAACAAAAGCUGAUGAGGACUGGAACAAUUAUAGACAACAAAGAAACAAAGUUGUAUCAAUGAUCAGAAAUACGAAAACUAAUUAUUUCAAUGAUAAGAUUGACUUGUUGAAGGAUGACCCCACAGAAAUGUGGAAAACAAUAAGAAAACUUAUAAAUUCCAAAACAAAUGAGGGACCUAAACCCGAAAUAAUAUUUGAUAAUAAACGAAUCACAGGUAAAGAAAUAAGUGAACAAUUUAACAUAUUUUUCCUAGACAGUAUUAAAGAAAUAGUGAAAAAUAAUAAUCAAAAUGAAAUUGUAAGUAAUAUAGAAGUUAAAUGCGUAAUGGAAAAAUUUAAAAUUUUAGAAAUGACAGAUCUACGAAAAAUAGUAAAAAAGAUGAAAAAUAAAGGAAGUAAUACUGAUGGUAUCACGGUACAAAUAUUAAAAUACGGGUUUGAAGCAAUAGGAGACAAAUUUCUUAAAAUAAUUAACAGCAGUCUAGAGAAGGGAAUUUUUCCAAGCUCUUGGAAGAACAGUAUGGUCAUCCCAGUUGAAAAAGUUAAGGAUACUAUUAAAUGUGAGGAGUUCAGGCCUAUCAAUAUGGUACCACCAUAUGAAAAACUCUUGAAAUAUGUGUUAAUGAUCAAAUAGUGAAAUAUAUUGAAGAUAAUAAAAUCUUUACUGACUAUCAGACAGGUUUUAGGCAUAAAAAUUCGUGUGAAAGCGCUUUACAAACUGUGAUGUUUAAUUGGAAAGAGGCAUUGGAAGAGGGUCAUCUUGUCGGUGUAGUUUUCUUAGAUUUUAAGCGUGCCUUUGAGACAAUCUCCAGGCAGCUACUAUUACACAAAAUGGAAAAAUAUGGGUUUGGAUCAUCCAUUCUCAAGUGGUUUCAAGAUUACUUAACUGAUCGGACUCAAGUAACUAAGUAUAAUAAUAUUUCAGCAGCUGCUCAAACCACUUAUGGUGUACCACAGGGAACGGUGUUGGGACCCACUCUAUUUAUUCUAUAUAUAAAUGACAUUGUUAAGACUAUAAAAAAGUGUAGAAUCCAGCUGUUUGCUGAUGACACUAUGAUAUAUACUGUAGGUGAUAAUGUUGAUGAAAUAAUACAAACACUAAAUGAAGAACUCAGUAAUUUAUUUGAAUGGUUGAAUAUCAACUCUCUCAGACUUAAUAUAAAUAAAACUAAAUUGAUGAUUGUGAAAAAUAAAAAUAAGGUAUUGACUCUCAAUGCAAACAGUGUAGUUAAAAUAGACAAUGAAAUGGUUGAAAGGGUAGUACAGUAUAAGUACCUAGGUUGUAUAAUAGACGAAAAUUUAUCGUUUUCUGAGCAUUAUAAAUUUAUAACAAAUAAAAUUGCUAAAAAAAGUAAUGUAUUAGGACGUACGUCACAAAACUUGAGUUGCUGGUCUAAGUUAACUAUUUAUAAAACUAUCAUUGCUCCACAUUUUUAUUUUUGUUCCACAUUGUUAUUUUUGAUGAAUAAUACCCAGAUAGAUAUUUUACAGAAAAAACAAAAUAAGGCAUUACGUAUGAUUUUGAACUGUGACAGAUAUGCUAGAAUAACUGAUAUGCUAAAAACAACAAAUCUUUUAAGUGUAAGGCAAAUUAUAACUUAUAACACUGAUAUUUAUUUACAAGAUGUUGAAUGAUUUAGUACCUAAACACCUACUCCAAAACUGUAAAUUUGUAAGAGAUAUACAUAAAUAUGAUACAUGUCACAAAAUAAUUUUUAUAUUUAUAUAAAUAGGGUAUCUACUAAUUUCAGCCAGAAUAGCUUAUUUUACAAAGGUUUAAAGCAAUACAAUAAACUGCCUGAAAGCGUCAGGCAUUCGGGUAGUCUGUCGCAGUUCAAGAAUUUGUGCAAAACAUUUAUAAGAGAGAAUAUUGUUAUAUAAGUUGUAGCUAUUUAUCUGGAAGUACUGUAUUUGAUUUAUUUAUCUUCUUUCUGUGUGAAUAUGGAAUUUUGUAUAUGUAUAUGUUCUAGCCAAGUGCUAUUAAUAAAGAUUAUUAUUAUUAUUAUUAUUAUUAUCUCAUGAGACUGUCUACAACUGAACUGGAGGUGGACAUUCCUCAUUGGUGGAUGAAGCCGAUCGACCACAGUCUUCACAUUAGAUAUAACUUUUUAUUAUUAUUGCAAUGUUUCUAUUAGCUCUCAAAAAAAAUAUGUAUAAAUUUUCCAUUCAUUUACAAAAACGUACUCGAUGAGCAAUAAAAGAAAUAAUACUCUUUUUUGUUUUAAUUAUUUUUAUACCUUACAUUAUUUUGUUAUUACUUUAACACAAUUAUUAUAUGGCCCGCAACCACAUCAAAGGUUUUAGUUUUGGCCCUUAGGGCCUUGCAAGUUGGACACCCCUGGUCUAGCAGAUGCGCGAACGUUUUAUACACACAAUAUGGAAAUAUAUGCCAGAAAACAACCAAAGGGACCAUACAAGUUGUCAAACGAUGCUUCCAACGUAGUGAAAUGUUUGAUACUUACUAUUAAUAAGACUGGACGAAACGUUACAAUGGUUAAUUACUUCACACCAGUUCCCCUUGCUAACAAUUUACUUCUAAUGAAACUGACUACAAAAGAAUAAGCGGGAGAUCCCAUCCGAGUUUUUUCAAGUAAAAAAUUGUCCAGUAUGCAGUACUAUGUUUGCUUACGGGAAAGAUUACAAUCACUGUAUUCUUGCGUCAUAUAUUCCAAGAAGUAAUAAAAACGUUCUGAUGCUAUCUACUCUCCAUGAUGAUGAUUCAAUAGAUCUGUCCAUCAAACAACCCAGAAAUUACAACAUUUUAUAAUUCCAUGAAAGGUGGAAUAGAUGUUGUAGAUUGAUUAAAGUCCAAAUAUUCCUUAGCAGAAUUAGUAAUUGUUGGCUACUAACAGUUUUUUUACUCUAUUAAAUAUUGCUACAAUAAAUUCCCAAAUAUUUCAGAAACAUAACAUGGGUGAGAUAGAAGCAAGGAGACUUUUUAUUUCAGAUCUCUCAAAACAGUUGGCAUUACCUCAUCUAAUUAGGCGCUCUUCUAUUCCUUUUUGACAAAAAAUAUCUAACGUUAUUGGCAAAAGACCAACGCAGACUAUAGCUCCAUUACAAGAUCAGCAGAAUCAGCAAAAAGUAAGAUGUAGAUAUUGCCCCAUAAGAAGGAACUAAUUUACACAACAUCAGUGUGAAACUUGUGUCUCUUCAGUUUGCAAAGAACACAGUCAAACAAUUACUUAUAUUUGUAUUGAAUUGUAGUAAUAAUUCUACUGAAGAAUCUUUGUAGUUUAUAUUUUUAAGCUGUUCUUAAAAAUAGGUAUUAGUAUAUUCCCUAUUCUGUGAAGAAACUUUCUUAAUCCAUUUUUUAACUUUAUUUUGCUAACUAUUUUUUUAAAAUUUGUAAUAAUAUUCAUAAAUAGACUUAUUAAAAAAAUAUUUUUUUUACAUUAAUGACAAACUCUAAUUCUUGGAUAAAAUCUAACAGGCGACUCAUCGGAUUAUGAAAAUAGUAGCGACCGUUCCCGGGUUAAAUUAAAUCGCUGUUUCCAUAAAUUUGCUAUUUCAUUGCCACAAUAUGGUUUUAAAAAGUAUCAUUGACAAUAAAUAACACAACUGUUAUCAGUGUUAACAUCAACAAUAUACCACUCAUAAAUACAUUGUUUCAAUGCAUUCUAUAAAUAUGUUUACAUAGCAGUGCAUGACUGACACAUUUUAAUUUAAAAGUAUUAUUUUUUGGUAUUCAUUUUCUUUGUAUGUUCAUUAAUCAGUGCAAAAAUAUGUAAAUAAAUUUAGUCAUAUCAUAUAACCACUACUUUGAAAACAUACCGAUUUUUCAACAUAAUGCACUGAAAAUAAAUGUUUAAUAUACACAAAAAUAUUUGAAGGUAUAGAUAAAAAAUA